CUUGGGCAGAAAGGGGCCAAGCAGCACCACUGCAGUUUUUACAGCGAGAGAGACACGCACAGCUAAUUACUUUCAUUUGUUUUUAUUACACACCUUCUACUCAAAGCAAUAACUGCACGGUCGAGUAAUGUCGACGAGACAGUUUAUUCGCACUGCAUGUUACUCGACAGAGUAGUGGGAGGAGAGAUAUAGUGAUGGUUUAUUUAAAAGUGCAUGAACGCCAGAGGAAAGCGUUCUUGAACAGUUUGAGAGAAGAAUCGAUCAGCUGACCUGUCCAAUUGUUAUUAUUAUUACUAACAGCGCCAAUAAGGCUCUUAUACUGGAAGCUGGAUUCGGAAAAAAACGCGAUUACUGUUGUUGUAAUAUUAAACCAAACUGCAUAUUUUAGACUUUAGACGACUGACUAAGUACCAUGCCGCUUUACAUUGAAGGUCUAAGUAAGGAGUUACCAAGCAGCACCAACGGGAUGGCUCAGUUUCAGGAAGUGUUGCGACAGCAGCUGGAGAGCUCUAUGCAUGCUGAGCUGGAGAAGCUCUUGAGUACGGUCAAAGGCACAGAUGCCAAGGUGUCUAAGAAGGACUUUGAAGGCUUUAGGAAGUUAUUCCACCGAUUUCUCCAGGUUAAGGGACCUUCAAUAGAGUGGGCAAAAAUCAACAGGCCCCCUGAGGACUCUAUCCAGCCAUAUGAUAAAAUCAAGACAAAAGGUAUCCCGGGCAACAUAGCAGAUAGUCUUAACAAGCUGGUGGUGGUGAAGCUGAAUGGAGGUCUGGGAACCAGCAUGGGCUGCAAAGGGCCCAAAAGCCUCAUUAGUGUUCGUAACGAAAACACUUUCCUGGAUCUAACUGUUCAACAGAUUGAGCACUUGAAUAAAACAUAUAAUGCUGAUGUUCCACUGGUGCUUAUGAACUCUUUCAACACGGACGAAGACACCAAGAAGAUCCUCCAGAAAUACACACACCACAGAGUCAAGAUACACACUUUCAACCAGAGCAGGUAUCCACGGAUAAAUAAGGAGUCAUUGUUGCCGGUUGCUAAGGACAUGGGUAUGGCAGGAGAGAAUGCAGAUGUGUGGUAUCCUCCUGGUCACGGUGACAUUUAUGCCAGCUUUUUUAACUCUGGUGUAUUGGAGCAGCUCAUUGCUGAAGGGAAGGAGUACAUUUUUGUCUCCAACAUUGAUAACCUGGGCGCCACCGUAGACCUAUACAUACUGAAUCACCUGGUGAGCCAACCCAAUGGCAAACGCUGUGAGUUCAUCAUGGAGGUCACAGACAAGACCAGAGCAGAUGUGAAGGGAGGUACACUCAUUCAGUACGACGGUAAGCUUCGAUUACUGGAGAUCGCACAGGUUCCGAAGGCUCAUGUUGAUGAAUUCAAAUCGGUCACCAAGUUUAAGAUCUUCAACACCAACAACAUAUGGGUCUCCCUGUCUGCUAUAAAAAGACUACAGGAACAAAACGCCAUGGACAUGGAGAUCAUAGUCAACCCUAAGACUCUAGAUGGGGGUCUGAAUGUAAUUCAGCUGGAGACUGCAGUGGGCGCUGCCAUCAAGUGCUUUGAUAAUGCUCUGGGCAUCAGCGUGCCCCGCAGCCGGUUUCUGCCUGUCAAAACCACAUCUGACCUCCUAUUGGUCAUGUCCAACCUGUACAGCCUGGAGGCGGGCUCUCUGACCAUGAGCGAGAAGCGCGAGUUUCCCACUACUCCUCACGUCAAACUGGGCAGCUCCUUCACCAAGGUUCAAGAAUAUCUCACACGAUUCGAGAGCAUUCCAGACAUGCUGGAGCUGGAUCACUUGACGGUGUCUGGUGAUGUCACCUUCGGAAAGCAUGUCUCUCUGAAGGGAACUGUCAUCAUCAUAGCUAACCACGGUGACAGAAUCGACAUUCCGGCUGGCUCCUUGUUGGAAAAUAAAAUUGUGUCCGGAAACCUUCGGAUCCUGGACCACUGAUGCUUCUGUCAUGUGAGCUGAAUGCAACAUUACAUGGCCUAUCCACACCUGCCACUCUCAGAGCCUCCAUUUGUGGAGCUGAUUGCAGCACACAGUGCCACAGAUACCAGACAAAACUUCCACACCAUUCUAGAGACAUUUAUUUUUGUAGUAGUCUGGGUCUUUUGUGGGUUUCUGUCUUUUGGUGGUCCUCAUAUUGUCUGUAUCAAAAAUUGUACCUUAAUGUAUGUAUUCACAUAAUUCUGUUUUGUUUUAUUGUGUUUAUGGCAUAAAGAAUUGACCCAUCUGGGUGAGCCUCUUCUACUUGCUCAAAAAUGUUAAAGAAAGAGUGCAUACAAGAGUGGUAAAGCAAUAAGUGUUCUCGGACAGUGAAGGUUGAUGGUUACAUCUUUAUAUUUUAGAUCCUGAAUGUUCUGUGGAACUAAAUAAAGUGCAAUAUGAAACAGAACAGCUGUUUAGCUUGAUUUCACAG
This is a messenger RNA of Xyrauchen texanus (razorback sucker), 2417 nucleotides long. Its product is annotated as UTP--glucose-1-phosphate uridylyltransferase-like. Gene Ontology annotation, molecular function: UTP:glucose-1-phosphate uridylyltransferase activity. Bases 413 to 1945 code for a protein of 510 amino acids. The record is from RefSeq and is a predicted model, not a curated record. The transcript has 10 exons. Gene Ontology annotation, cellular component: cytoplasm. Gene Ontology annotation, biological process: UDP-alpha-D-glucose metabolic process; glycogen metabolic process. Lineage: Eukaryota; Metazoa; Chordata; Actinopteri; Cypriniformes; Catostomidae.